UACCAGCCACCUCCGACAGCGUAAGUGGUUGACAUGCUUAUCGCUAUGAAUGUGCAAUACUGGUAAUUUUGCAGUUCUCAGGUUUUCAUGUGUGGUUCAAACCGAAAUGCUGUUAAGCAAUAUUGAGAAGCUUCACAUGUUGGUCCCUUUACCAACUUUGCUUAGGUAUGUUAUAGAUCAGGGGUGUCCAAACUUUUUCCAGUGAGGGCCACAUACUAAAAAAUGAAAGGAUGCAGGGGCCACUUUGGUACUUUGUGAACCAACACGUGCAUGUAUGCACUUUCUUUUCCUAAUAUUUUGACUUUAUUCCCAUGUUAUAGAUUUUCCCCCAAACUUACAACUUUAUUCAUUGUUUUUGACUUUUAAAACUUUUUUUUCUUUAAUAUUUCAACUUCAUGCAACUAAAAUGACAUUUUUCCUCAUAUGAUGACUUUAUUCUUGUGAAAUGAUGGCUUUUUUACCUUGCUAGAUAACAACUCUUCUCUUAAUAUUUGGACUUUUGUUUGAUUUUCCCAUUUUUGCAGCUGUUGUUGUUGUUUUUUUAUUUCCUUGUUAAAUUACAUUUUUAGACUGUGCUGCGGGCUGAUAAAAUCACAGCCGUGUGCAGCAAAUGGCCCCCGGGCCACACUUUGGACACCCCUGUUAUAGAUUGUUUGGAAUUAUGUUCUACAUUUUUCAAUUUUUGAAAGCGAAGGGUAAAUUUGCAAAAAUGACAUUUAUAGUUGACGGCGCGCUGGCUCACUUCACUUCCCUCCAGACGUUAGCAGCACGGGUGUCACUGCUGACUCCGGCCUGAAAGGUGACAACAGGUGAAGGCUGCUGUGAAAGCCGCUUUCUUCCAGCUUAGGCACCUUUUCUGUCCCGUGCUGACCUUGAAAAAGCCUUCAUCAGUUCCAGGAUCGACGACUGCAACGCCCUCGAUAUUGGACAAAAUCAAUCCCUUCUCCGCAGACGUCAGCUGGUACAAAUGCUGCUGCUCGCCUCCUCACCAGCGCCUCAAAACACGGCCAUGUUACCCCCAUUCUCUUCUCUCUACACUGGCUGCCACUUGGCUUCAGGGUGGAUUUUAACCUGUUUCUGUUUGUGGUCCAGGCCAUUAAAGGGAUAGUUGGGAUUUUUUGACAUGAAGUUGUAUCCCCAUCAGCGGUGUAGUACAUCGACAGUACCCCCCCCACAUUUUGUCCCACGAGUCCAGUUCUGGUCGGAUUUCCGAGACGAGGUACGUAUACCCGCUUAGCUUCUCAAAACAAUAAAGGCUUGUUCAAAAGGGUCAUACAUUUGCAUCAUAAAAAUGCCUCCUCGAAAAAAAAUCUGACCUCACAAAUCGCUUUGUGGAGAUGAUGCGAGCGUCUUCAUCACAUACGCAAGAACGGAGAAGCGACAGCGUGCAGGAAUAUGGCGGCAAACAAAUAUAAUGCCAAGCGAUUUUUUUCGAGGAGACACUCUUUUGAACGCAUAUUGUUUUAAGAAGCCAAACUCUUCACUUAAAUGAUCCAGCAACUCACGUAAAUCCAACCAGAACCGGACACGCGGGACCCAGUGGUGGGGUAAGUCACUCUUGAUGUACUACAACUAUCUUUUAAUGGUUUCACUCCAUCCUACCUGUCCGACCCGCAGACUGUUUACCAGCCAGUCAGGGCGGUGCACUCCUCCGAGCAGGUUACUCUCGUGGUCCCGACGUCCAAGAUGUAGGAAAUGGGGAGAUCGCUCAUUUGCUGUGUCUGCUCCUGGGCUCUGGAUCUCACUUCCACCUGGUCUACGGUCUAUAACUGAACUAUCACUUCUUAAACCACAGCUACUCAAACAUAGUCUGAGUUUAAAUUACAGUAUGUUGUCUGUGCUGCUGCAUACACGUAUCUUAUUUCUGUUUUCAUGACGUUGUGUAAAGCACUUUGUAAACUGGUUGGCUGUUGGUAAGGCACCAUACAAAUAAAUACUGAUUGAUUGAUUGAUUGAGCUCUCACAGUUCAAUCUCAUUUCCAGAAGUGACGCCAUCGGAGUACUAUCACUUAGCUACACAAGCAGAGCGGUGUACGAGACGGAGGAUGUUUACAGUGAUUGUAGCCAAGGUUUGAGUUAUGUGUCAAUAGUUUUCGGGGAGACAAGAAGGGAGAAACAUUCAGUGAUGAAAAAGAGAAAUAGAGAACUUCCAGAACACGGACUUAAGCCUUAAGACAUGGAGAUGAAGAUUGGUCGCUUUCAAAACACCAAACCACACACCCGUCCAUCCCCACGACGCGGCGCGAGUCUACCUGGUUGAUCGUGCCAGUAGCAUGUGCUUGUCUCAAAGAUUAAGCCAUGCAAGUCUAAGUACACACGGACCUGUACAGUAAAACUGUAUGGUUUACAGAGUGUAAAUGACUCUGGCGUUGCUUAUCCUUCAAUUAUUGUUUUAGAUUGGCUUCCUAAUGAGCAUAAAGGGGUCUUUAAAGCCUGAUUUACUUUAUAUUUUGUCGCCGUCCCCACAGUAAACAUACAUAUGGCUGUGAAACGAUGUUUAUAUAACAUGUAUAAUGUUUUACAGCCUUGUUGCUAUCAUGGAAUAGUGUUUAAAAACAUUAUGUGACCAAGACAUUCUGUGGCAACUUUGAUGUCAUUCUUCUCGUCUUUUCUUUUCCUGUGUACCGGCGGAAUAGUAUCCUUUUUCAAAAUACGUUUAUACUGUACUUUCAAGCCAAACGCUUCUUGUAAAGGUGUUCCUUCAUAGCAGUCGUCAGUGAAAUGAUCACUGCAAAGAACAGAACUGGAGGUGGGCGUCCAUCGAUCUCUGGUUGUCAACGCUUCGGCAUGACUAUUAUUUAGAUGAAAACGAUACCGAACCAAGUCGACAAUCUACCUCAACAAGCGUUUGUGUACUCUGGUGGAAAGGUGUCACACCCCGAUGAUGUCACGUCCGGAAUGAGGCUGAACUGCGAGAGCAAGUUCGUCAUAUCCAACAUACUGACAAACAAAAACAACAUAUUUAAGCAAAGCUGAUUCAUGUCAGGGACCGUUUAACUCGAAUAACAAAGGGUUGCAAUGAAUACAGCCUCCCACUCCGUAGGACGCUCAUCCUAGGCAAACAUGGCAUCCGUGUCGGUCAGCUCCCGCUUUAUCAAGGCUGCACGGGAGCACUAUAUGAGCCUGUCUCAGGGAGACAAAUGUCAGGUGACUUAUAUCUGGAUCGACGGCACCGGAGAGGGACUUCGCAACAAAACCCGGACCCUCGACACUGAACCGAAAAGUGUAGAAAAUAUUCCUGAGUGGAACUUUGAUGGGUCAAGCACAUCCCAGUCCAAAGACUCCGACAGUGACAUGUACCUCAUACCGGUGCGCAUGUUCCGAGAUCCAUUUACCCGUGACCCCAACAAACUGGUUCUCUGCGAAGUCCUUCGAUACAACCGCCUUCCUGCAGAAACAAACCAUAGAACGAGCUGCAAGAAAGUGAUGGACCAGGUCAAAGAGCACAAGAUAUGGUUUGGCAUAGAGCAGGAAUACACGCUCUUAGGAACGGAUGGACAUCCGUUUGGUUGGCCCCAAAAUGGAUUCCCAGCACCCCAAGGUCCCUACUACUGCGCGGUGGGGACAGACAAAGCCAUUGGACGGGACAUUGUGGAGUGUCACUACAAGGCGUGUCUCUACGCAGGGAUCAAAAUCUUUGGAACCAAUGCGGAAGUGAUGCCAUCCCAAUGGGAGUUCCAGGUGGGCCCCUGCGAGGGUAUUGAGAUGGGGGAUGAGCUGUGGGUUGCGCGCUUCCUGCUGCACCGUGUGUGCGAAGACUUUGGGGUCAUCGCAACACUGGACCCCAAACCCAUGAAGGGAAACUGGAACGGCUCUGGGGCACACACCAACGUCAGCACCGAGCAGAUGAGGGAAGAAGGAGGACUGCAAUACAUCGAGCAGGCCAUCGAGAGGCUGAGCAAAAGACACAUGGAGCACAUCAAGGUGUACGAUGCGCACGGGGGCCAGGACAACUUGAGACGCCUCACGGGUCGUCACGAGACCUCCAAUGUCAACGAAUUCUCCGCCGGGGUCGCCAACCGAGCCGCCAGCAUCCGCAUUCCUCGCCAGGUGGGCCAAGACAAGAAAGGCUACUUCGAGGACCGCCGCCCCGCAGCAAACUGCGACCCGUACCUUGUGACCGAAGCCAUAGCGCGCACCUGCCUGCUGGAUGACGUGGAGCAAGUCAAGGGCAGUUAGACGAGGCGGCCGAUUCUCACCUAGCCUGUCAUCUUCUCUUCUGGCAUUUAACACAAUAUUACAUAAUAUCAUUUUGGUAUACUUCUUCUCACAUCAUUUAUUAACUAUCGUUUUUAAAGCGUGAUUUGGUGUGAUCUGUGUCUAAAAGUACACGCGGUUGUUGGACUAUGGUUGUGUGUAUUACAUGAAAAAAACACGUUAUAUAGAAUUAAUAUGAAUACCCUCAGGUAGCAUUUACGUGUCCCUGAUUGCCUACUUCCAAAAUAUGAAACAAAAACCUUUUUUUGCUGUGAAAUCAGGGCACACAUAUUAACCCGUGCAUUGUGAAAUAGCGGUGAUAUCAGAAAUGAUCCUGGAUGAUAUGAAUGAUCACUGUCGAGGUUGUUGAAUCCCCAUGCACACAACAAAUGUGGCAUACACCUGAUCCAAUACAAUCAUUCAAAAAGUCAGCUGGGAUAGGCUCCAGCAUGCCCCCGCGACCCUAAAGAGGAGAAGUGGCAUAGAAAAUGAAUGGAUGGAUAAAAAAAGGCAUGAAAAAAUACUUAAAAUACAUAAUAUUAAACAAUCGUAUAAUUAUAAAUGAUGCUUAUAUAAUGACAUGUCCUGGUGUGGUAACAAAAAAAAGCACAUUUUCAAGGAUUGCAGUACUUUAAAUGCCCACCAGAGGGCGGUGUUGACUUUGUUCACCAUCACCAAGAUGGCUGCAUGUGUGUUCAGCUUCAGCCUGCUAAAGUAGUGAUGACCGGAUAUCUGUUUUUUUUUUAAGUUGUUGAUUAAAUAAUGCAUAUUUAAUAUUCAAUUUAUUCUCCCUCCCAGCAUUUUCAGAAAAAUGUGGUAGCCGUGGCCUCCCCAAAAAAAACGUAUUGUAAUGCCCCUGGUUGUGGGGAAGGAGAGACUCACGUCGCCGAUGCACUUCAAUCGCUUUAUUCACAGUGGAGAACUUUGCAACAGUUCACAUUCACAACAGGGCUGCUGUAGGCCACAACCCACGCCAACAUCCACAACAACUCCAACUUUCCCCCACACUUCUCAACACCCCCACCUCUUGCUCGUGACGUCGCACCGCCACUUUCCAAGCCCCGCCCCUUAAAGGCCCAGGAACACAAGUCACAGAUAUUACACUGCCCCCCUCUUUAAUAAACCCCUCGCCCCGAGGGGUCAACAACAAAAUCCCCAAACCUUGGCGGCCUCCGCCUCUGUCUCUGUGGCCGGCCCUGGCUUGACUCCUGUGCGCCUCCCCUUGGCGCCAGCGGCUGAACAAGAACAACUGUGGUGGGACCCGGUGAACUUGAGUCCACCCCACGUCCCAAGCCAGCUGGUGAAGCAGGCUCUGCCUCGAACUGGGGAACAUCCCGGCCCCUGUAAGGUGCCAACCGGUCCCGGUGCAGGGCAACUCUUCUGCCUCUAGGGGGAACUGCAACUCUGUAGACUACUUCCCCCACCCGCUCUAGCACCCUGCACGGUCCAUCCCAAUGACUGUCUAA
Molecule: messenger RNA, 5663 nt
Organism: Dunckerocampus dactyliophorus (ringed pipefish)
Lineage: Eukaryota; Metazoa; Chordata; Actinopteri; Syngnathiformes; Syngnathidae
Product: glutamine synthetase-like
Exons: 6
Coding region: 3064-4179 (371 amino acids)
Cellular component (GO): cytoplasm
Molecular function (GO): glutamine synthetase activity
Source: RefSeq, a predicted model, not a curated record